AAUGAUGAACAAGGCCCUUCUGGUAACUAUUCCCGCAGACGCUAGUUCAAGUGCAAAGGAUAAUGGAGACUCUAAAGCAGUCCUCUUGGCCAAAAUCAUUUUGGCCUUUGCCCUUAAAAGAGCUCAUUAAUCAGAGGAGUAAUUAGGAGAAGGCAGUGCCUAAGGGGAAAGCCCCUUCCUCCAAAGGCACCUGCAUGUAAGGGGAAUCCUGCUUAGGUACCGACUGGCUCUCAUCUGCUGAAGGGCAAGUUUUUUUUUUUUUCCAGCGAAAGCCACCUGUGUGAGGUGCUCCCUGUGGGAAAGGUGGCGUGGGAGAACGGAGAACUCGGCCAUAAGAUUCAGGAGCCUUUCUUAAUGAGACUGGUGGUCAGAAUUCCUCCAGAACUCAGAGCCUUUAGAAAGCAGAGUCCGCUUUGCUCAACUCGGUUGCCAGGAUUGUAGCUCAUCCUCCUGAAGGAGGCUGAGCUCUGGAACCGGCUUACGCCUCCCCAGUUUGCGCGGGUCCUCCCUGUCCUCUCCCUCCCACCUUCCCACCCCCAAAGUAGUGCUCCCGCCUCGCUGCGCCUGCAGAUCCCCCGCGCGCCCCAGAGGUUUAUCAGGCUCCCUCCACACCCGCCGGCUUCCUCUGGUGCCCAGCGCGAGUGACCCGCACCCCAGCCGCCGCCUCCGAGCCCCGGUCCGGGUCGCCUUGUCCCACUCCCCAGUCACACCGCCUCGCGGCUCUUCUUCCCAGACGGCGGUGCCCACCGCGUUUCAGAAAGGUUCAGUCAGAGCUUGGACCUGCUGUUUUGCUCAUCCCCGCGCUCAGCCUCUCAGCCCCGAGAAGUGGAAUCUGCACGGAAACUCUCGGUGGCUGGAGCCGGCGGACUGGGCAUGCUCAGAAGCCAGGGCUGGCUUUGGUCUCAAGUAGGAAGCUUUUGCACUCGGGAGGCAGCGGCGACUUUGGGGAAAGUUGAUCGGAGAGGGGAGGAAGCCCCAAGACGCGGAGCAGCAGCAGGAAGGAGCCCCCGGCAGCCCGGAGGAGCAUGGGCACCCUGCGGGAUUUACAGUAUGCGCUCCAGGAGAAGAUCGAGGAGCUGAGGCAGCGGGAUGCUCUCAUUGACGAGCUGGAGCUGGAGUUGGAUCAGAAGGACGAACUGAUCCAGAAGCUGCAGAACGAGCUGGACAAGUACCGCUCGGUGAUCCGACCGGCCACCCAGCAGGCGCAGAAGCAGAGCGCGAGCACCUUGCAGGGCGAGCCGCGAACCAAGCGACAGGCGAUCUCCGCUGAGCCCACCGCCUUCGACAUCCAAGAUCUCAGCCAUGUGACCCUGCCCUUCUACCCCAAGAGCCCACAGUCAAAGGAUCUCAUAAAGGAAGCCAUCCUUGACAAUGACUUUAUGAAAAACUUGGAACUAUCACAGAUCCAGGAGAUUGUGGAUUGUAUGUAUCCAGUGGAGUACGGCAAAGACAGCUGCAUCAUCAAAGAAGGAGAUGUGGGGUCACUGGUGUAUGUCAUGGAAGAUGGUAAGGUUGAAGUUACAAAGGAAGGUGUGAAGCUGUGUACUAUGGGUCCAGGAAAAGUGUUUGGGGAGUUGGCUAUUCUUUACAACUGUACCCGGACUGCAACCGUCAAAACUCUUGUAAAUGUGAAACUCUGGGCCAUUGAUCGACAAUGUUUUCAAACAAUAAUGAUGAGGACAGGUCUCAUCAAGCAUACCGAGUAUAUGGAAUUUUUAAAAAGUGUUCCGACAUUCCAGAGCCUUCCUGAAGAGAUCCUUAGUAAGCUUGCUGAUGUCCUUGAAGAGACACACUAUGAAAACGGGGAAUAUAUCAUCAGACAAGGUGCAAGAGGGGACACCUUCUUUAUCAUCAGCAAAGGAAAGGUAAACGUGACUCGUGAAGACUCUCCAAGUGAAGAUCCAGUCUUUCUUAGAACUUUGGGAAAAGGAGAUUGGUUUGGAGAGAAAGCUUUGCAGGGGGAGGAUGUGAGGACAGCAAACGUAAUUGCUGCAGAAGCUGUAACCUGCCUUGUGAUCGACCGAGACUCUUUCAAGCAUUUGAUUGGAGGAUUGGAUGAUGUUUCUAAUAAGGCAUAUGAAGAUGCAGAAGCUAAAGCAAAAUAUGAAGCUGAAGCUGCAUUCUUUGCCAACCUGAAGCUGUCUGAUUUCAACAUCAUUGACACCCUUGGAGUUGGAGGUUUCGGACGAGUAGAACUGGUCCAGUUGAAAAGUGAAGAAUCUAAAACAUUUGCAAUGAAGAUUCUCAAGAAACGCCACAUUGUGGAUACAAGACAACAGGAGCACAUCCGCUCAGAGAAGCAGAUCAUGCAAGGGGCUCACUCCGACUUCAUUGUGAGACUAUACAGAACAUUUAAAGACAGCAAAUACUUGUAUAUGUUGAUGGAAGCUUGUCUAGGUGGAGAGCUCUGGACCAUUCUCAGGGAUAGAGGUUCAUUUGAAGAUUCUACAACCAGAUUUUAUACAGCAUGUGUGGUAGAAGCUUUUGCUUAUCUGCAUUCCAAAGGAAUCAUUUACAGGGACCUCAAACCAGAAAAUCUCAUCUUAGAUCACCGAGGUUACGCCAAACUGGUUGAUUUUGGCUUUGCAAAGAAAAUAGGAUUUGGAAAGAAAACAUGGACUUUCUGUGGAACUCCAGAGUAUGUCGCUCCAGAGAUCAUCUUGAACAAAGGGCAUGACAUUUCAGCAGACUAUUGGUCACUGGGAAUUCUAAUGUAUGAACUUCUGACUGGCAGCCCACCGUUCUCAGGCCCAGAUCCUAUGAAAACCUAUAAUAUCAUAUUGAGGGGAAUUGACAUGAUAGAAUUUCCAAAGAAGAUUGCCAAAAAUGCUGCUAAUUUAAUUAAAAAACUAUGCAGGGACAAUCCAUCAGAAAGAUUAGGAAAUUUGAAAAAUGGAGUAAAAGACAUUCAAAAGCACAAAUGGUUUGAGGGCUUUAAUUGGGAAGGCUUAAGAAAAGGCACCUUGACACCUCCUAUAAUACCAAGUGUUGCAUCACCCACAGACACAAGCAAUUUUGACAGUUUCCCUGAGGACAAUGACGAACCACCACCUGAUGACAACUCAGGAUGGGACAUAGACUUCUAAUGUAUUUCUCUUACCUGCUUCUGCCUUGCUGAAGACAGCUUUUUCUGAGACACAGCUGCCAGCAAACCUGAGGGAAAGAGAGAAGAUUAGUGCUCGGGGUCACCAUGAUGCCUUUGAUCGAUGCUGCUCCAGUAACUACAGUGGCAUUAGGACUUAUUGCUUUGAUGACAAUAGUGCUCUUUACAUGUUUUCUGUUUGAACCUAAAAAUAGCAGUUGACAUGGUGGUCCUGAAGCAAAGUCUUUCACCAGUAAAGAGAUGCUUUCUAUUGUUGCAAUGAUCUUGCUUUGCUCUUAUUAUAAUUUGAAAGACUGUAAGAAACACUUCAAUCUAGUAAAAGAGUCUGUACCUUGCUAGGUUAUCGAGAAGAUAUAAAACAUAAUAUAUUGGGUACUACAGAUUCCUAUGGUACAAAAACUGGGCUCUUCCCUUUCUUCAAGUGAGGGUUGUACGAUCUAUUACUGCAAGCUGGUGUAUAUACCCUAAAAAAGAGGACCACACAUCUGUUGGUCACAGAGUUCAUGUCAAACCAGUGCUAGAAGAGUCAUGAUUUUAUUUCCCAGCAGUGCUGAUGACAAGACUGAAUGUUAUCUUUCCUUUCUGACAGAUUUUACAAAUUGAUAUGACAAAAGCACAACUGCUAUGGAUUCUGCUGAGAACUCUCAUAGCAGGCAUAUAAGCAUUUUUGCAGAGGAUUGAGAGUACCAACAUGCAUGAUAUUUGUUUCUUUUUAAAUUGGCAUGACAGAGUGGAAAAAAGCAAUUCACAAACCAUUUCAUAUUUUAAGAAAAUAUUGUGCUUAAAGAUGGUCCUGGAAAUAAAUGACUAGCAGCCAAUUGGUUUUACUUAUUACCUAAUACAUCCUCAAACUGAGGCUUAACAUAUUCCCUUUUAUAAAAAUAAGCCCUUCAGGUGGGGUGGGGUGGAGAGGGAUUAAGUUCCAUCCAAAAAAUAAAAAAUAAAAAAAACUAUAUAGGUGCUAUGUAUAUCUUUCAUCUGUAAAUGUCAGUGUCUGAACAGACAACACAAAUUCUAAUCAUUAUAUGUGUAGCCAGAGACUCAAGCAUUUUCACUAAAUUUAUUAAACCAAACUCCUGUCAAAUUUCACUUAUACAUCAUAUCUAGGAUUGAGGAAGGAAGAUGAUUAAAAACUCAUUUGAACUAGCUUCUUGUCUUAGGCCUGAACCAGAAAAGAGAAAGCACAAAGUUGUUAAUAUUCAAAUGAGGAAGCUUACAUUGUGACAGGCAGGAAAUAAAACAGGACCCAGGCUAGGUGCUGAUUACCUUUUUGUCAGUGAAACAUAUGAGUUCUUGUGUAUAUGAUAGAGAUAGAGUGUAGAGAAGAAAACAGGGCUCCGGUUUCUGAAAAAUAAAUUUUACCUAACAUAACAGAAAUCUCACUAUUCUAAAAUAUCAUUAUUCCCUAAGAAAGAUGGAUUUGAAAAUGUCAAAUUGAUUUGCUUUUCACCUGGGGGGAAAGAAUCAACAAUUUAACUGUCCUCUGUUGGGGAGCCAGUUGACUACUAUUAACUGUCCUAAGUAGCAGUUAUUUGAAAAAUUUUCCUGGAUAAACAGCAUUACAUCUACCUAGACAGAUGCCUCACCUUAGGAGCUGCCAUCUUGAUUUGGAACUGUAUGUGAAUUUAUUAUAUUUAAUAGAGGUUUACUUUUUUUUUUUCAGUAGAGAGUGUUUAAAGUUAAUCAAAUGUAGACAUUUCUGGAAAAAAAAAAUUCCACCUGAUCAUUAUCUGCUGUCCCAGAAGACUAUAUUGUGUUUUUCAUUUGAAUUUUUCAUAUUAAGACUCCUUUAGAAUAUGUAUCAAAAUAUAACAAAGAUACAUCUGGAGGAUGAAAGUCCUAACGGUAUAUUAUAUGUUGAGUAAAAUUAAAUGAAAACUUUGAUCCUAAGAUGAUACUGUUUUAUUGUGUUACUGAAGUUUCCCUCCCUUAUAAUUUCUCAGUCUAUUCCCUAAGAAUCCUUUUUCUUAUGCAGAAUUUGGAAUAUGAAAUUAAAUAUAUCAACCAAAAAUCCAGCUAUGAAUGAUAUUUCAGAAGUUUUAUUUUGCUUUUAAUUCAACCUUUAAAUUAUAUAAUUUCAACAUUAUAGUCCAUACUAGUGAUUUUUGUUAAACAAUAGAGUGGUUUAGGCAUACUAACGGUUAGCUAGAAUAUUAAAUUUACCUAUUCAUUCGUAAGAAAAUCUGCUCUUGCAAUUUUUCGAAUAUCCCAGUAGCUCUAGAGAUUAGCACUCACUAUCGAUUUUGUAACUAUGGUUCAAGUCUAAGACAACCAAAAUGUACAAGUUUUGUGGGAAGUGAAAAAGCAGCAUUCAGCUUAAUGUAAUUGUAGAUCAUUUCUCCUACGUGUUACUGCAUCUUUGUUCAUUUCACCUGUGGCACUGCAUUAGGAUGUCUAAAGCAAUCACCAAAAAAUAAAGAUGUACUACAUGUUCCAAAAAUUACUAAUAAAAACUUUCAUCUAACUUUCAGCACUGAAUUUUAAGGAUUUAAAUCUUGUCUUAUUUAAGACACUAGGGCUAAAAUUCAUAAAGCAUACUUCACUUUAUUUCUGAAUUUUUCAUGCCCCUUCUAAUUUUUUUCACUAAAUAAUGUCUGGAUGAGUUAGAAUAGUGCCAACUUGUUUGAUGUUAACUGACUCUUGUUAAUACUUUUGAGUAUAGAAAAUAAGGGCUUUCUGUGUGUCUUGACUCAUGGGAAAACACUGAAAACUGCCAAGGGAAGGCGCAUCAUGAUAUUUGAGAUAAACUGAAUACAUUAAGAAAAAUGAUUUCUGGAAAAUUGCUAUAAAUGAUUUUUAUGCUUUACCUUCUUUAUUAAUAUAUGAAUCAGAUCAAUGUGGCAUUUAAAUAAACUUAUUUUUAUUAUAUUCUUUAUAAGUCAUAAUUUUUACUUAUCACUAUGGAAUAUGCAUGUGAGUCACACAUGUAUAAUCAUAUAUAAACUCAACUAUUGAAUAUUUGUUUUAUUUCUAAAUGUCUGAAUGGAUGGUGAACUUAAAGAAGUCAGCUACCAUACUGAAAGAAAGGAUAUUAGAAUUGAUUUCAUAUAGCAGAGGUGAUUUGUGCAUUAUCCAUAACAAUGUUUUCUUUCACAAUAGGACCACAGACAAAUAUUUAUGUAAAUAGAUAUUUUUGUGUGAGAUUUUGUGGUACAUAUAACUUUUAUUAGUGUUUCACAGCAUUAUUAUUUCAUUUUAUUUGUACUGAAUAAUGUUUCUAGGUCCAAGUAGACUUGAAUUAAUGUCAUAAUUGUCAGUAUUAUUGAAAAUUAUGUCACCUGUACUGUUACUCAUCUGUCCCAUAGUCUAGAACAUGACCUGGCUAUCUGGCAUUGUUGCAAGUGCCUUAAAUUCAUGGCAUCCUAUUAAAAAACAAAUUUGGUGUUAUGCUGCAUGACAAAGACAAACACACCUCAAAAUGUUGUCCUUUCUUAGCUUGCUGCGUUUUACAGUUCUUUCUGCUAACAAUUUAUAAGCCUUUAUUAUAUAAUAUUGAUGAAUUACAGAAAUGAUGAAGUUGUUCUCUUAUUUCUGUUAAAUGUUACCAGAGCUGUGUAUCUGUUAAUGAGAUACAGCGUCAUUUCUGUGAAAUGUAUAAAUGUAUGUGCAGGUCAAAUUAAUAUAUGACAUACUAUCAGUCUGUAUACAGGUAUUCCUGUUUUGCUAAGCUGUGCAGAUUCAGUUAAAAAAAUUAGUGCAGUCAUGUUCUAACAUAUUUUAUAGACUCCAUUAACAACUGUCCAAUUCAAGAGAAAAAUAGAAAAUGACUGCUAAUCACACCUUGUUAUGAAACCAAUGAUGAAAUGUACCUUGGUGCACCACUCAACAAAACAGGAUGCUUUCUCUCAGUUCUUGUAUAUGCAAAUCAUUUAUGAGGCAAGUUUUCAACAGACCAAGAAAGCUAAACAUAGAAAGUGUUGUUAGCCCUCUUCUCUAUCUGCCCCUGUAUCAAUAGACAGAGCUCUGGGACCUUGACAUUGACUCAGAGGUUUGGGCUUUCUGAGUAAAGGGACAUUUCUUUAAGCAUCAUCUACCAAGUUUAUUUCAAUGUACGAUGUUUUUACAACUGGUCAGUUCUUUUGUAUUCUUACAGCUAUGGUUGAUCGUCCUCUUACAAUUUGUUCUACAUGAAAGAGUCCUUUGUUAGUCAGAAUGCAACAACUGUCAUCAAAUGGUCAUUGACCACUUGCACUCUUUUGAUGUAGAUUAAAACUUUUUCAUAAACUUAACCUGCUUUGAUUUGCUAUGUAUUUUUCCUGCAGCUGUAAUUGCCGAGUGCCUGUUGUAUACUUUAUAGAGUUGAAAUAAAAAAAAUAAUUACUUUU
Molecule: messenger RNA, 7428 nt
Organism: Talpa occidentalis (Iberian mole)
Lineage: Eukaryota; Metazoa; Chordata; Mammalia; Eulipotyphla; Talpidae
Gene: PRKG1
Product: protein kinase cGMP-dependent 1
Exons: 18
Coding region: 1026-3086 (686 amino acids)
Biological process (GO): protein phosphorylation
Molecular function (GO): cGMP-dependent protein kinase activity; ATP binding
Source: RefSeq, a predicted model, not a curated record